Sorghum bicolor (sorghum) is the source of this 1376-nucleotide messenger RNA. RefSeq names its product probable inactive nicotinamidase At3g16190. NCBI's taxonomy places the organism in Eukaryota, Viridiplantae, Streptophyta, Magnoliopsida, Poales, Poaceae. Bases 260 to 994 code for a protein of 244 amino acids. The transcript has 5 exons. The record is from RefSeq and is a predicted model, not a curated record.
UUCCUCCAUCAAUUCUAUCGUUUCUUUUCUUCUGCUCUUAAAUGUCUCCGCCCAUCGUUCUGACCAUGCUAGUCCCCGUUCGCAUACACCACAUACGUACCAUAGUGCCACCCAAACCACAAAAACCCGGACACACGCUCUUCCAAUCGCUGACAUGAUAAAAUAAAAACCUUACUGCACCAUCGCAUUCGCGUCGCGUCGAAUCCAUCUCGUCUCCUGUUUGUUUUGCCCUUUUUUUUUUGUGUGUUCCUGGCGAUUUAUGCCAUCACAUCUGGCGCUGCUGUCGUGCCUGCUGGUACUGGUCCUCUCGUUCGACAAGUUCCUCUUCCACUACCUGAGGCGCCGCUGGUUCUCCGGCGGCGGCAGCGGCGCCACCGUCCCGAGGGCGCCUGCCAAAUCGCGGCGGACCAUGGCGGCCGCCAAGUGGAGCGAGACGGCCAUGCUCGUCAUCGACAUGCAGAAGGACUUCGUUGACCCGGCGAUGCGCAGCCCGAUGCUGGUGGCCGGCGGCGAGGCCGUCGUCCCUGCCGUUGCCGAGGCCGUCGCCGUCGCAAGGGAGCGCGGCAUUUUCCUCGUCUGGGUUGUCAGAGAGCAUGAUCCUUCUGGAAGAGAUGUUGAACUUUUCCGCAGGCAGCAUUACUCUGGGGGAAAGGGUCCAACAGUGAAAGGUCUGAAAGGAGCGGAGCUGGCUGAUGGGCUUGUUAUUAAAGAAGGGGAAUACAAGUUAGUGAAGACUAGAUUUAGUGCUUUCUUUGCGACGCACCUUGAUUCUGUCCUGAAAACUGCAGGAAUAAAGAACUUGGUUAUUGUUGGAGUUCAAACACCAAAUUGCAUUCGGCAGACUGUCUUUGAUGCUGUAGCAUUGGACUAUGAGAAAGUUACAGUUCUUAUUGAUGCAACAGCUGCUGCAAGACCAGAAAUCCAUUUGUCAAAUAUCAGGGAUAUGAAGAACAUCGGAGUGGAUACGCCAACCGUGGAAGAAUGGCGCCGCUAGGGUCCGCUGCCACCUCACCCUGUCUCUUGGCAGCACCAGCAAAGAGAGAUGACCUGAUGUAUGAGAUGCAUGCAGCACCUCCCUCCCUGCAUCUAUUUCCUUUUUCUAAUCUCCGUCUAAUUGCGUGACUGCACGUACGUAGCUGUAGUGUUAUACCCUGUGACUGUGAGGUAGAACAAUGCCAGAUGGUGGUAUAUAGUGCUAUAUGCAAACUUGUAAUUGUAAUCCCUCUGUGUAGAGUUCUGUUCAGCAUACCAUGUGCUUCGAAUACGGCACUGAAUCCUGUGCGCGAUACACUAAUCUUUUGUUGUCGAGGUCGAAAACUCUUAUAGUUGGCGCAUCAGGUAGGGGGUGCUUUGUGCACAGAUUCCUUGUGUUUUCA